This is a messenger RNA of Magallana angulata, 1173 nucleotides long. RefSeq lists its product as uncharacterized. Gene Ontology annotation, molecular function: zinc ion binding. The record is from RefSeq and is a predicted model, not a curated record. Lineage: Eukaryota; Metazoa; Mollusca; Bivalvia; Ostreida; Ostreidae. The transcript is spliced from 4 exons. Bases 1 to 1014 code for a protein of 337 amino acids.
AUGACGUGUUUUGUCCCAUAUAAUCUUGGAUUUGAACACAUCACAAGAGAAGAUGUAAUCAACGACCACACUCGCCAUCUAGCCCAAACAUUGUUCGGCGACAUAGACAAGAGUCAGGCCAUAUUGGUUUUAGAUGGAACCUAUAUAUACACCGCCAAGAGCAACAACUUCAGAUACCAACGCCGCUCUUACAGCAUCCACAAAGGAAGGUCGCUCAUCAAACCCAUGAGAAGGGACAAGAUGAGCACUAGUGAUGCCAAUAAGAGCAGACUUGUUACAAAGAUAAGAUGGGUAGUUGAGUCAUCCAAUGCCAGAAUCAAAAGGUGGCGAUAUUUGGACCGUACCCUCCCUACAAAUCAGAUCCCUUUCGUUGGAGAUUAUGUCAGAAUUGUAUGCGCCCUGUCAAAUAAGUUCUUCCCACCUCUGAGCAAAAGUCACAGUAUAGAGGAAGACGAGGCAGACGCAGCAAAAAUGCUUUAUCUGUCUAAACAGGUAAAUAAUCUCCAACGAUUGGUUGAAGAUAAUGGUCUAAACAGAAGGCCAACUCAGUGGCAGCCAGUCCCCGAGUGUGGAAUAGAGAACUUCCCCACCCUGGACGAGGAGCAGUUACGGAACUUGACUUGCGGGACCUAUCAACUGAAGCUUUCUCGCAGCUAUAUCCAAGAGCAUAUUGAUGGGGACUGUGACAUUUGGUUCCAUAAGGAUAAUGACAGGCUACUGCGGGUAAAGAUUCAGAGUCGCCACACAUCAUCAAAACAGUACUUGGUCUGUAUUGAGUUCUCUGACUGUUCGGUAGAUGCAUGGUACUGUACAUGCAGGGCAGGUGCCAGAGUAGUGGGUAUGUGCUCCCAUAUAGCGGCCAUCAUUUGGUACCUGUCAAAAGGAAGACAUGAGGGAGGGAAGUACGGUGUGCGUGAUUGGGGUGAGCAUGUUCUUGAUGCAGCAGACAUUCCACCUCCCGUUGAUGAGUCUGACAGUGAUGCGAGCAGUUGUGACAGUGUACCCGAGGAAUGAACAGUUACUGGUUGUGGUAGUUAAUAUCAUAAUUGUCUUAGCCAUAUUACCAUUGCUCUGUAUAUAUAAGAUGAAACUGUUAAGUUACCGACAGUUCGUAUUUUGAUCUUUUAAUUACUUGUUCUUGUUUGUGUGAGUUUUUGUUGUUGUUGUUGUUUU